Messenger RNA from Pecten maximus, 4437 nucleotides. Its product is annotated as synaptotagmin-1-like. Gene Ontology annotation, molecular function: calcium-dependent phospholipid binding; calcium ion binding; clathrin binding. The transcript is spliced from 10 exons. The record is from RefSeq and is a predicted model, not a curated record. Gene Ontology annotation, cellular component: synaptic vesicle membrane; axon; dense core granule. NCBI's taxonomy places the organism in Eukaryota, Metazoa, Mollusca, Bivalvia, Pectinida, Pectinidae. The coding region runs from base 174 to 1490 and encodes 438 amino acids. Gene Ontology annotation, biological process: regulation of calcium ion-dependent exocytosis; synaptic vesicle endocytosis; calcium ion-regulated exocytosis of neurotransmitter.
AUUAAGCCACUCGGUUGCAAACCACUAUUAUGAAAGUGGAAGUGAAGUAAAACAUCAACAGGUGUGAAAGUGAAGUACACAGCCAACCUCGUCCCCAGACAGCCAAAUAAGGAUCACAAUGAUGCUGCAAAUGGCCCAUAUAUGGCAGAAUUAAGAGUAGGGUGGUGUGAGCAAUGCCUGUCCUAGACAAGGACUCCCUCCUUCGGCUGCGGCGGGACCUUUCUGCCACAGUAUCGAAGGAUGUGGUGUCCACCAUGGCCAGCGCUCUCAAUGAUGUCACGGGAGGAGGCAACGAUGUUACAUCACCCAGCGGAAACGGCACAGACUUCGCCACCACACCAGCUACAGGCUUCAACAAGUUCAAAGAUAUGGUCUGGGAUAAGAUAGAAUCCUUGGGCCUGCCAAUCUGGGCAUUGGUCCUGAUCGCCAUCGGAGCUGGACUAUUCUUACUCUGCUGUCUCUACUGUAUAUGUAAAAGAUGUAUAUGUCGGAAGAGGAAAAAGAAAGACCAGAAGAAAGGCCUCAAAGGAGCUGUCGACCUCAAGAGUGUGGCAUUGCUGGGAAAUGCUAUUAAAGAAAAAGUUCAACCUGACCUAGAGGAAUUACAAGUGAAUAUGGAAGAUAACGAAGAUGCAGAGAGCACGAAGUCUGAAGUCAAAUUGGGAAAACUUCAGUUCUCACUGGAGUACGACUUCCAGAAAGGGGAGCUGGCUGUUGGUGUGAUACAAGCUGCCGACCUACCAGGGAUGGACAUGUCAGGAACGUCGGAUCCAUACGUCAAAGUUUUCUUCCUCCCAGACAAGAAAAAGAAGCAUGAGACCAAAGUUCAUCGAAAAACUCUCAACCCUGUCUUCAAUGAGACAUUUGUAUUCAAGAAUGUCCCGUUUGCUGAAAUCGGCCAAAAGAUUUUGGUCUUCUCCAUCUACGACUUUGACAGGUUUUCCAAGCAUGACCAGAUUGGCCAAGUGAAGGUACCAAUGAAUUCAGUGGACUUGUGUCAGACCAUCGAGGAAUGGCGCGACCUUACUAGCCCCGACACUGAUGCCGAGAAGGAAAACAAAUUAGGAGACAUUUGUUUCUCUCUGCGAUACGUACCCACUGCUGGCAAGUUGACAGUCGUCAUACUGGAGGCCAAAAAUCUCAAAAAGAUGGACGUCGGUGGACUGUCAGAUCCUUAUGUUAAGAUAUCUUUGAUGUUAAAUGGCAAGCGAGUUAAGAAGAAGAAGACGACAAUUAAGAAGUGUACUUUGAAUCCAUACUAUAACGAGUCAUUCACAUUUGAAGUUCCUUUUGAACAAAUCCAGAAAGUGUCUCUCUACGUCACUGUCGUGGAUUAUGACCGUAUUGGGACCUCAGAGCCAAUUGGCCGUGCAUUGCUAGGAUGCAACUCAAGCGGAACAGAACUUCGUCACUGGAGUGACAUGCUUGCCAACCCCAGGCGUCCAAUCGCACAGUGGCACACUCUCCAGGAGGUGCCAGAGAAGAGCUAAGAGAUGUGGCGGGACCAACCAGUACAGGGUCAACCUGUACGUGGUCAACAAGUCCUUAAAGGCCAUGAUGUGCAAUGUCAUCAGACAUAUUUAUAUAAACUGUUAAACAUAUAUCGUUAUAUGUCAUAGUCAUAAGCAUGACAAGGAUGAAUGAAAUAUUAUAUUUAGCAAUUUACUUGCUAUUAUAUAACAUACAUUACUUGUUAUCCUGUUUUUGGGGUAUUCUGUGUAUCAUUUUUUCUGUUGUAGUGUAUAGAAGGUUAAAAAGAAAGCAUUUCAGACAUUUCUGCUUUCAGGUUUUUAGUACUUCAGAUGUAGUUUCAUCAUGCAUUGGUACAAGUCUUGUAUCAUUCACCUUCAGGCCCCAAUGUUAAAUGAAACAGAAAGCAAAACAAGCAAAUAUUUGUGAUGAUAUUAUUAUAACAUCGCCAUAAAAUAAAUGUCAAUGCAAUCUCGGAGAAACAGUGUGUUAUGUUUAAAUAACGUAGCCAUUUCUCUUCAUUCCCUACCUGAGGUAUAUAUAUAUACACUAAGUAUUGAAUUAUAAUUGAAAUCCACCUUGUCAGAUCUGUGUCUGACAAGUCACCUUUUAAUUGAUAUACAUUUCAUUUAUCUAAUGUAAGAUGAAAAUAAGACAUUUUAUUUGAACUAUAUUUUUACCAAAGAAAAUAAAUUCUGGACCCGAACACUUCCUGUAAAAUUUGCUGAAAUCAUUUUGUUUCAGUGUUAAAUUUUGUUCAUAUAAAAUAAAUCGUAACAUUCCAUUUUAUUGUUGACUUGCUGAAAUAAUAGGAUAUUGUUUUGGGUUUUAGUCAUUAGGACAGAUCAUUAAGUGGUAGGAAGGGUAUAUUUUAUCAACCUUUAUGGGAGAAAUCAAUUUGUCAUUCAGUAUCAGAUUAGAAUCAUAUAAUGUAAAUACCUUUUAUCAUUUAAGAAAAGUGUACAUCAUUUAAGACAAACUUUACAGCUGUUACUUAUCCAAACUAUAUUUACACCCCUUGAUAAACAGCACGGCUGUGUAGGUCAACCAUUUGGAAGGGUGUCAUCAUUCAUUCCUUCUUAACACAUCACCCCAGUACUUGUCAUAACAGAGGAAGCUUUUUAAGAUACCAAGAUCUGUAUAUAUUUCAGGCCUGUUGCCUCCUCUAAAUUAUCUGUCUUGAUAUUUUUACCAAGUAUUUUGAGGAAUUAAAUCUAAAAAACGUGUGGAGUUAACUCCCAUUAAUUUACGAUAGAAAUUUGAAGAAAAAUGUUGUUAAUUCAUCAUUCGUUAAUAAGAUAUACUGAAUUAUUAUUUACUGGAAGUCUAGAAUUUUUAAAAUAAUAAUACAAAUUCUCAAAUUGUACAUAAAUUUAAAGUUUAUUGUGGAAUUGAUGAGACAGUGAUUUUUUCCAGUGUGUGUAGCCUGUAUAUAGUUGCCCUCACCCUAUCAUUCUGUGUCCCUAGGCUUCCUGUACUUACAUAAAACUAGGUCAGACAUGCUGUGAUAAAUCUCCAGGAUUUUGUGGUGUUUACAUGACAAACACCCGAUUUCUGAGAAAUUAUUUGUUACACUAAUAGCUGCUGUUAACAUCAAUUUCAGCUCUUCAGACUUUUCAACCAAUCUAGUAUUUAGUUUCAUUCUCCUCUGACUUUCGAGUCUAGUUUGUUUUUCAAAGAAAUUAGAGUGAAACAGACAUGUAAGAUUUGUAUACUUUGUAAACACUGUUUACCUAUAUGUGUCAUUAUUAGUUCAUGGUUAUGAAUCAAAUUUCUCAGACUUCUAAAUUGCUGGUAUAUUAUUUGUAUCUUUGAUGUAAAUUUCAAAUUCCUUAAAAUGAAUAGUAGUACAAACAUUUAAAAUCCAGGUUUCUGGAUCCUCACAAAGAAACUACUGUUAAAACGAAUGAGACUGGGAAGAUGGGUAAAAGAUCACAUUUUUAUGUGUCUAGUAAAUUCCUUUUUCACAAUGUUAUCUUUCAAUGCCAGUGAAAGAUUUUUAUUGUUAUAGGAGAUUUUUAUGAUGUUUUUGUUUGUGAAUUUUAUGUUAGAUACCUGACAUUCCCGGUAAGGUUUGUGAUAAAAUGCAAAAAAAAAAUGAUAUUUGUUAUAAUGCAUUUGUUGAUUAUUUUAUUUUUUUCUUUGGUUUAGAAAUAAUAUUAAUCUAUAUUAUUCUAAUUCCAAAAUUCCAAACUACAACCUCUUAAAAUGAUGUCUUGAAAAACUAUUUUGUGGGAGACACUUGUUUCCAGCUACAUCAAAGUGGGAUCGUUAAGAUUUUUCUAUGUGUGGAAAGUUCACAAAACAUUCCUUCAUGUUGGCAGAUUCCGCUCUCCUGAACAAUUUAUUUCCAGACGGACAAACAUCUCUCGCUUAUGUACUAUACAUAUACUGUCAUUGUGUGAGGUUAGUUAUUUCCAAUCAAAUGAGGUUCAAGCAAAUGUCAGGUUUACAAGCUAGCUCCUACUUUUCUCAUACAUGAAAGGCCUCUCCAUUUUAAAUCUCACUGAAUUCCAAGUUUAGUUGUUGUAUUUUAUCCUAUACCAUCAUCAAAACUAGCAUUAAAAAAUGAAUCAAUUUGUUCAUAAAUAUUUUAUUAUGAAUCUCAAUUAUUUUAUGUAUAUUUAUGAUGUAGUUGUCAUUACUUUUUUUAAAUAUUUUCUCCUUUGUUGAAAGAAUUGAUACUUUUGGAUGCCUGGAAACAAAUGAAAUGAAGAAUAUUUUGAUUUGCUAUUCUCUUUACAUUUGUCUUUUUGAUUGUCAAAAUAAAAUCCUAAAUUCCGGCCUUGCUUGGAUAAUAAAACCCUCUCUCUGACAUAUUCUAAUUGUCCCCUUUCACACCUUUUACACGAGGUCACAAAUAUGUAGAUGUAAUAGGAACUGUAUGUGUUACUGAACUGUAUAUUCCACCAUUCUGUUACAUAGAGAAGUCUACUGUUGGUGAAAUAAAGUCUGUCUGUCUGGUUA